Molecule: messenger RNA, 1142 nt
Organism: Pipistrellus kuhlii (Kuhl's pipistrelle)
Lineage: Eukaryota; Metazoa; Chordata; Mammalia; Chiroptera; Vespertilionidae
Gene: MAP6D1
Product: MAP6 domain containing 1
Exons: 3
Coding region: 77-658 (193 amino acids)
Biological process (GO): microtubule cytoskeleton organization; regulation of microtubule cytoskeleton organization; cytoskeleton-dependent intracellular transport
Cellular component (GO): cis-Golgi network; Golgi-associated vesicle; microtubule
Molecular function (GO): microtubule binding; calmodulin binding
Source: RefSeq, a predicted model, not a curated record
GGGAGGCCGCGGGGGCGGGGAGCCGGGCGGGGCGGCUGCGGGGCGCGGGGACCGGCCGCCGGGGGCGCGGGGAGGCAUGGCGUGGCCCUGCAUCAGCCGCCUGUGCUGCCUGGCGCGGCGCUGGAACCAGCGGGACCGCUCGGACGUGGCGGUGCCGCUGACCCUGCACAGCUACUCGGACCUGGACAGCGAGGAGCCGGGCCCCGGCGCCGCCGCCCCGCGCACCGGCGCGCCCCCCGCGGGCGCCCGGGCCCCCGGCCGGGACGUGCCCCGCACGCAGUACCAGCGGGACUUCUGCGCGUGGCCCGCGCCCGCGGGGCCCCGGGAGGCGGCGCAGGGGCGCAGGCCGGGGGCGGGCGGCCGGAGGGGCGCCUCUCCCGCAGCCCCUGGGGGCCAGGGGGUCUACGUGCUCCCCAUCGGGGACGCGGACGCGGCUGCGGCGGCCACCUCGUCGUACAGACAGGAAUUCCAGCCCUGGACCGGAGUCAAGCCGUCACGAUCCACGAAGGCGAAACCGACCAGGGUGAUCACAACCCACAGCUCGGGAUGGGCCGGCGGCCCUGGGGCCGGCUUCCAGGUCCCCGAGGUGAGGAAGACGUUCAGUCCUAACCCCUCAGCCAUCUUCCAGACGCCAGCUCCCCGGAUCCUCCACGUGUGACUCCCGCCGAGCAGGGUGCCAGCGGCUGGAGUCUGGGUGGGUCUGGGAUGGCUCCUGCCUUCUCACCCUGGGGCGCAGCUGCCACCGGGCUGCAGGCCUGGCACGAGGGACAUGGCACCUCAGCCAUCCUCAGGAAGGGUGCGGAAGGCUCCAAUCUUUUAAUUGCCACCCUUAUUUUUAAACCGGAAGAACGCGAGGAUCAAUUCUGUUGUGACUGAACUGGCCCAGGGGCGCUGCGGCAUGUGGACAGCAGGUCCCGGAGCCAGUCAUGCCUGCUGUGCUCCCGCUGCAUGGUAACUCACACCUGCGGCGACCCAACGUAACGUUCUGGGAUGUUCCUACAAAUGUCCCACGUGACCCAACCACAAGAAACCUUAGUUAUCACCUGCAUGAGAUUCAGAAUUACCAGGAAGAAGUUGCCAAAAGAAACUAUCAAUCACAGGGUUUCAAUUUUAAAGACUUAGUUUCUUUAUGGCCAAGAUUA